Molecule: messenger RNA, 1170 nt
Organism: Penicillium malachiteum
Lineage: Eukaryota; Fungi; Ascomycota; Eurotiomycetes; Eurotiales; Aspergillaceae
Product: LysM peptidoglycan-binding domain-containing protein
Exons: 4
Coding region: 1-1170 (389 amino acids)
Source: RefSeq, a predicted model, not a curated record
AUGAGUUGCGGCGCGUCCCGCCCCGGCCCAAAACCAAAUCCAUCUAAGCGCAAGAAGUUGAAAUCAGGGCUUAAUUCCGAAUGGGGUCAGGAUACGUCGCUCAGUCCAUCUGCCCGGGAGACUCAAGUAUCAUCUUGCUCGACCAGCGGAUAUUCCGUAACUUAUACACCAACCGUCACUACCACCUCAACAGCCUCUGCCUCCGGCAUUGUUGUUGCUAGUCGCUGCAACACCACUGACCCCGAUCAAACUGUCUACAAGGUUGAGUCCGGAGAAACCUGCGUUUCUAUCUCAGAAGCUCAAAACGUCUCCACCUCAGCCUUGAUCAACCUGAACAGUCUUGAUAUGUGGUGUACACACAUAAUGGUUGGGUUAGAAAUAUGUCUUCCCGAUGUGUGUGAAGUCUAUCGUGUUCAAGAGGCGGAUACCAUCGACAACAUUGUUGCUGGAUUCUCCCGUCAAGUCUCCGUGCCUCAGUUUGUUGCAUGGAAUGCGAAUCUGAACUCAAUGCCGAGCUCGGAGAAUCUAACUUCCAUUUCUGGGAGGUACAUCUGCGUAAGUCCGCCGGGUACGCUGACACUUCCUGAUACCCUGGCUCUGAGGCCCGCAACAACAGCUGUAUCUGUUCCUACCGAUGCGGUUACAAGCUCCAACAAGGACUGUGGCCACUGGUACCAGAUUCAAUCCGGUGAUACUUGCCAGUCUGUGUGCGAAAAGUUCAGCAUAUCCAUAGAUAAAUUCGAUUUCUUGAAUCCCCAAGCUGCGCAAAAAACGACCUCGCUUGUGGGAGUUUGUGGAAAGGGAACAGCUACCUAUACAUCCAACUCCACCAAGACUCGCACCACUCUCGCCAGCACCAUCAAUAUCAAUUCUACCCGCACGGCAAAUCAUAGCACUACACAUCUGUUCUGGUCUUUCCCCACCGAUCUGACCACAACCUCGACCUGGACCCCCGACUCCGCAUUGCUCGCAUCCCUUGCUUCCUACACGCUCUGCGGCCAGGUAAACUCGGUGUACAACAUCACCGAUGGCAAUCUGACAGAGGAGAUGUACGAAGGCGAACAAUGGCUGAGCGAAUACGAACGCGUCUGCUACCUUCGUUCGCCGACACGACGAACCAGUGGAAGAUGUGACCGUCGCCUCUCGUGCAUGGAGAUUCUUUGUCCGUGA